AUGUUGAACAAUCGGUUCUUCACAAGAUUGAAAAACACCGACCCUGAUUGUUUCAAGAAGUUGGUCCCCAUUUCUGGAGAUGUUCGAUUACCGAAACUUGGACUGAAACCUGAAGAUGAACAGACUCUCAUUGACAAUGUAUCAAUAGUAUACCAUGGCGCAGCAACAGUAAAGUUUACGGAACCAUUACCAAUAGCCAUGAACACCAACUUCGAAGGUACGAAGAAACUUCUUGAGCUCAGUCAACGAAUGAAGAAAAUUGAGGUAUUUGUCUACAUUUCGACAGCAUUUGCGCACACACAGAAACAAGUUUUAAUAGAAACUAUUUAUCCGCCACCAGCGAAGGUGGAAGAUGUUUACAAAUUCAUCGAGGAUUACGGAGAUGAUAAGCAAGCAACUUUGAAGUUUAUACAUGGCCAACCGAAUACUUAUACAUUUACGAAAUCUUUAUCAGAGGCUUAUUUAAGUCAGCAUCAUGGAAAUGUACCCACUGUCAUCAUCAGACCGUCUGUAGUGUGUGCAGCAAUAAAAGAACCACUCAAAGGUUGGCUAGAAAACUGGUAUGGGGGCACACCAUUGCUGAUGAAUGCUUCCGAAGGUUGGCUAAGAUUAGCUCGUGGUCACUAUAACAAUAGAAUUGACGUUAUACCGGUAGACUUCGUAACUAAUCUGAGUAUUAUUGCUGCUGCAAAGGCUAAACGAACAAAUGACGUCCAAGUUUUUAAUUCGACAACAACAGCUGACAAUCCGGUGACUUGGUCUGACUACAAUAAAUAUUUUAUCAAGGAAAUGGUUCGGCAUAGAAAAAAUGAUUUACCCUACCCUGAACUUUCAUUUAUCGAGUCUAAAACUCUGUUGGCCAUUGCAACGCUCUUCAUGCAGACAAUACCAGCUCAUGUCCUUGACCUUUGGUUGAAAUUGACUGGUAAAGAACCACGGUACGUCAAAAUAUUAGCUCAAGUAAUUCUACUAAGAGAUGCUUAUGAACACUUCACCAGUCAAAAUUGGAUCAUGAGGUCUGACAGGACGAGGGAGCUGCACUCCUCACUGUCUCCCGAAGAUCGAGAGGAGUUCCAAUGUGACCCCAUCCAGAUCAACUGGCCAGAAUACUUGAGAGACUACAGCAGAGGCGUCAUAAAAUAUUUGAAGCCUAGGAAGAUGUAUUAA
Spodoptera littoralis (African cotton leafworm) is the source of this 1167-nucleotide messenger RNA. Lineage: Eukaryota; Metazoa; Arthropoda; Insecta; Lepidoptera; Noctuidae. The record is from the annotation of a GenBank genome assembly.